AUGAAGAACCACACGGAGCUGAGUGAGUUCAUCCUGCUGGGAAUCCCUCAGACUCAGGGAGUGGAAACUGUGCUCUUUGUCAUCUUCCUGUUUAUUUACAUCUUCACCCUAGUCGGCAAUUUACUCAUCCUCAUAGCAAUCCUUUCCUCCUCUGCCCUUCACACCCCCAUGUACUUCUUCUUGGGAAUCUUAUCUAUUUUUGAUAUUUUGUUUCCGUCAGUGACCUGUCCCAAGAUGCUGCUCUAUCUCUCUGGCCAGAGCCGGGCCAUUUCUUACAAAGGCUGUACCACACAGCUCUUCUUCUACCAUUUCCUUGGAGCCACUGAAGGCUGCCUCUACUCAGUGAUGUCCUAUGACCGCUUUGUGGCCAUCUGCCACCCCCUGAGGUAUACACUCAUCAUGAGACCUGGAGUCUGUGUGGGUUUGGCCAUGGCAGCCUGGUCAGUGGGCUGUCUUCAAGCUACUCUCCUGACCUCUUUCACUUUUAAGUUGACUUACUGUGGCCCAAAUCGUGUGGACUACUACUUCUGUGACAUCCCUGCUAUGUUACCUCUGGCUUGUGAUGACGCUUCACAGGCCCAGACCGUGGGUUCCACCGCUGUUGGCUUUCUGGCUUUAAUGCUUUGGUUCACUGUCUGUGUAUCCUACACACGCAUUGGGAUUGCUAUUUUGAGGAUCCGAUCAGCAGAGGGCAGGAAGAAAGCCUUCUCCACCUGCAGUGCCCACCUUACUGCCAUCCUCUGUGCCUUUGGACCAAUAAUUAUCAUCUAUCUGCAGUCCACGCCCAACCCCUUGCUUGGUGCCAUAGUGCAGAUCUUAAAUAAUAUUGUCUCUCCCAUGCUCAACUCAUUAAUCUAUUCCUUAAGGAACAAAGAAGUGAAAAGAUCCUUAAAGAAAGUGUUCCACAAUGCUGUGUUUACUGUUCUGGAAUAA
Messenger RNA from Sorex fumeus (smoky shrew), 933 nucleotides. Its product is annotated as olfactory receptor 148-like. The transcript has a single exon. Gene Ontology annotation, molecular function: G protein-coupled receptor activity; olfactory receptor activity. NCBI's taxonomy places the organism in Eukaryota, Metazoa, Chordata, Mammalia, Eulipotyphla, Soricidae. The coding region runs from base 1 to 933 and encodes 310 amino acids. Gene Ontology annotation, cellular component: membrane. The record is from RefSeq and is a predicted model, not a curated record. Gene Ontology annotation, biological process: G protein-coupled receptor signaling pathway.